AUGUCCACCAGAUCCUCGCGACCGGACCUCACCGGACCACUCCCAGCUCCUACUAGCCAGCUCCAGAUAAAGAAGAAGACGGCAGGGACGGCCGACUCUCUGAGCACGACAGACCACAUGAACAACCCCGACUCUCAGAGCAAGAAGAGAGACGAAGCCAUGGAUCUAGACGAUCCGUUGACAUCCUCGGAGGUUACCCAGAAACGCCAAGACAGCCCAGAAAUAGUAACCAUGACCAAGAAAGAGAAGAUCUGCUUCUUAGUCAAGGAGCACGUCGCCAUCUGGAAGAACUUUGAGAAAGAGAAAGCGUCGGGAGUAACCAACGAGCUCAAAACUAUUAUUCACCAAGCGCAAGAAUCCCAGAAAGCGCUACAGAAACUGAUAACCAAAGAAGAGCUCGAAGGAUACGUCAAGGGAUGGAACCCCUGGGACGCCAAACGAGAAUUAUUCCCUCCACCACCGAAGAAAGAGGGCAAGAAGAAGAGCUUGUAA
Messenger RNA from Puccinia graminis f. sp. tritici CRL 75-36-700-3, 492 nucleotides. RefSeq lists its product as uncharacterized. NCBI's taxonomy places the organism in Eukaryota, Fungi, Basidiomycota, Pucciniomycetes, Pucciniales, Pucciniaceae. The coding region runs from base 1 to 492 and encodes 163 amino acids. The transcript has 2 exons. The record is from RefSeq and is a predicted model, not a curated record.